AUGUUGACAGGCUCACAGAAACUAGGCAGAUUAGGAGCAAAUCCGGUCUUGCAUUUCGUGGAAGUUGAGAGAAGCUUGGGGUGGAAUGUCGAUCCUUUUACCAGGCUGCACAGGUUUCGCGAUCGAAGAAUCGAUACUACUGAGAUUUAUCAUCACUGUCUGACAGCCCUUGGCCGUGUCGGCAAAUCUCCGGCUUGGGUAGAACGGAUCGCGGAAGACAAGCUCGGCUUCCUCAGCUCGCUUGCCUUAGCCUCUGCACAUCUUGAUCUUCUUCGAGGUCUGGACGUGGAAAGUGCUGCCACAAUUGCCGCAAAGUGCGAAGUGCUGCAGAUGAUACGCAACUCGACGAUGAAGGAGGCUGCAAUGCCAUCGGACAUGACGUAUAUUGCGAUCACUCAGCUGAUCUCUGCCGAAAUAGUCUUCGGGAACCGAGACGUCUCUGUGACGCACAUGAAUGGCUUGUUGAGCAUCGUGAAUCUCAGAGGAGGCCUUAGCAAAAUUGGUUGGAGUGACGAGAUGGGGGCGAUGUCCGCAGGGAAAAUCAUGAUCGUCGCAAUAAGCUACGACAUUGAUUGCCCAGACGUUUUCUUGAAUGCGUCAUUCUCGCUUCAGCCACACUUGCCGAACCUGUGCCAGCAUGUUCCCGAAUCGCCCGCGUAUUGGAAGAGCGAGGAUCUUUCAACUCUUCGACGCGCAAAGCAUUGCAGCCCAGAAAUGCGCGGUAUCUUGAUCGAAGCCAGGGCUCUUACGGGAUUGUUCUUGGAGACGUUCUGCGUCGUACAAAACGAAGAGCCAAGGAGAGAAGCAUUCAGCUUCCAGUCAAGCGCUGCCGCGGUGCAAGCAAGACUCCUUCGACGACGAGCUAACUCUGGAAACCCUUAUUACGAGAUUGUACGUUUGGCCGCCCUUGUGUAUGCGACUUCCCUUCUACAUCGGAUUCCGCUCGCCGAGGCUUCCGUAUUAAUUGCGCCAGACGUCGCUGAGACGAUGUCGUCUUAUCUCGUAAAAACUGAUAUAGCCCUUUGCUGGCACGGGGAUAUGGCUGGAGUGCUUCUUUGGGCAACUUUGAUAGGAUCGGCUGUCGCGAGUCCAUUGAGAACACUAUCGGCGAAGCGGGCCAGUCCGUGGCUGCGCGUCACCAAUAUGUACUGCAUGAUUUUAUUGAGCACAGAGCACUCAGAUGUCUUCUUCGAGAACUGUAGGUGUAUGCUGUUCAUUCAGAAAGAGCUCAGAAAAGCAAGAGCCUCCCUGCAACUGCCUCAUCGUCUACGUGGCUCGACUGACUAG
Verruconis gallopava is the source of this 1287-nucleotide messenger RNA. RefSeq lists its product as uncharacterized. The transcript is spliced from 2 exons. The record is from RefSeq and is a predicted model, not a curated record. The coding region runs from base 1 to 1287 and encodes 428 amino acids. NCBI's taxonomy places the organism in Eukaryota, Fungi, Ascomycota, Dothideomycetes, Venturiales, Sympoventuriaceae.